AUGGAACGCUUCCCGGUGGGGAGCGAGGUGGAGCGAUUCGGGCAGAGGGAGGCAGUCGGGCUGUCUGGCCGGGGUUCCCAGCCCAUCAGCCAUCGGUCGCGUGGUUUGGUCAAACCAGUUCCCCUGUGGAGCCGGGAUGAGUCACUGCGGGCCCAUGUUUCCAGGUCUGUGUCUCCCACGACGACAUCUCAGAUACAAGCCAGGAAGAAGAGGAGAGGGAUCAUUGAGAAGCGGCGCCGGGACCGUAUCAACAGCAGCCUCUCGGAACUGCGGCGCUUGGUGCCCACCGCCUUCGAGAAGCAGGGGUCUUCCAAGCUGGAGAAGGCAGAAAUUCUCCAAAUGACAGUAGAUCACUUAAAAAUGCUUCACGCCACUGGAGGAACAGGCUUCUUAAACGCUCGAGCUCUGGCCGUGGAUUACAGGAGUAUCGGCUUCCGCGAAUGCCUCACUGAAGUUGUCAGGUACCUGGGCAUCCUCGAGGGCCAAAAUGCCGCUGACCCCAUCCGGCUGCGACUCCUUUCCCACCUGAAUAAUUAUGUGGCCGAAAUGGAGCCCUCACCUGUGGCCACGUCCCUCCUGCCCAUCCAGACGUGGCCGUGGUCCUUCCUCCACAGCGCUGCUGGCCCCGUGCAGAUCCCCAGGAGGGAGGCUGCUCCCGCUCCGGUUGUUUUGACUGCAUCUUCCCCCGCAGCGGCCGUGCCCAGGAUGCCGUCACCAGCAGGCGUAGUGAGAGAGGGUUCAUCUAAGAGCAGCCAAAUCGCCACAUUCCUCUUCUCACCAGCCUCUGCCGGCGUCCCUGUUCCACCAGUUUACACAGCACCUCCCGCCUUGGGCGCUGCCGUGCAAGGACCCGGGAUCAGGGUUGGGACAUCCAGGAUCUGCCGCUCCUGGGCAACGGAAAUCGGGGCUUUCUGA
Messenger RNA from Pterocles gutturalis (yellow-throated sandgrouse), 915 nucleotides. It is a transcript of the gene HEYL, whose product is annotated as hes-related family bHLH transcription factor with YRPW motif-like. Gene Ontology annotation, cellular component: nucleus. Gene Ontology annotation, molecular function: protein dimerization activity; DNA-binding transcription factor activity, RNA polymerase II-specific; RNA polymerase II cis-regulatory region sequence-specific DNA binding. The transcript is spliced from 6 exons. The record is from RefSeq and is a predicted model, not a curated record. Lineage: Eukaryota; Metazoa; Chordata; Aves; Pterocliformes; Pteroclidae. Gene Ontology annotation, biological process: circulatory system development; anterior/posterior pattern specification; Notch signaling pathway. The coding region runs from base 1 to 915 and encodes 304 amino acids.